Molecule: messenger RNA, 2622 nt
Organism: Arctia plantaginis
Lineage: Eukaryota; Metazoa; Arthropoda; Insecta; Lepidoptera; Erebidae
Source: the annotation of a GenBank genome assembly
AUGGAUUCACUAGAUGAAUCUGAAGGAAAAGAGAUCUAUAUAGAUAUUGAGCCUGAAGAAAUGACGAACUACGCUCCAGAUGCCGACACAACUUGCACUAUAUGUCAUGCAGAAUUUCUAGAUCCAGAAGAUUUAAAUAUUCACUUAGAUCAAGUCCACAAAAUAGCUCGUGCUGUGUUAAAAAAGUGUCAGUUAUGUCCUGAAGCGUAUACAGACAUGAUGGAUUACGCUGAACACAUUAGAGAUAACCAUUUAUUGACGCUAAAGUGUUGUUCCCUCUGCUGGAGAGUAUUCGAAGAUUUUGAUGCCCAUAGAAUUCACCGUAAGAAGCAUUCAGUGUCGAAGUCUGAUUCUAUAUACAGUUGUUCCCAAUGUCAACAGAAGUACGCUGAUCUAUUUUCGUUGAGGAAACACGAAUUCGAACAUAAAAAUUCUAAGGAUGGCGUGUUAAUGCAUGAUGCAUUUCCUUAUCUUUCGGUAGCUUUGAAAGUUAAGUCGAUAACAUUUAUAUCGACUCUGGACACUGACGUAGUGUAUGUGUGCGUUGGCUGCGGCUUUUCCACUGUUGAUAUGACCAUGUACCUGCGACACGUUAGGUCUAAUAAAUGUGAAGUAUACGUGUGCCAUACUUGUGGUAAUGUAUUUAAUAAAAAAAGGAAUUUAAUAAAACAUUUGAGUAGAGAAUGUAACAUGUUUGGUGAGAGGGAGAAAAAAACACGGCUGUGUCUUGAUUGCAAAACUCAUAUCGCAGUUCGUACAUACCAAAAGCAUAAAUCGUUUUGUAAACCAAUAAAAUGCCAUUCCUGUAAUAUAACAUUUAAAACGAUGAACGAAUGGUCUGAUCAUCAAUCACAAAAGCAUGCGGGUCACUGCAUUGAAGUAGAGACGUGCCAGUUCUGUUGGAAACGUUGUGUUGGGAGAGUUGCGAUGCAGAAACAUAUUGAUAAAACGCACAGACCUAUGUUUCAUUUGUACAAGUAUCUAUGUAUUUAUUGCAAGAGUGUGUUUAAUCAUCCGCAGAAACUGUUUGCUCAUUUUGUCACGAAACAUAAAGAUAUAUUUCCUUACACUUGUAAGAUUUGUAAUAAAAAGUUCCGUUUCAGGAAGAAGUUCACAAUCCACAUAAAGUUAGAACACAAAAGUGUCGGUUUUGUGGAAUUUGAUGAGAACUAUCACGUAUUCUUCUCGGAUAAGAAAUCGGAGACACCAUUUGUACCCAAAAGUAUCAUUGUUGAUGAAUCAAAAACAUCAAGUGAUGAAAGGGCUACUGACAUUAUUGCACUAAAUUCAGAUUUCACGGAUGCGUUAGAAACGGAGGGUAACCAAACAGAAAUUUUUAAUAAAGAAACACCAAAAUUGAAACGAAAAAAAACUACUAAAACUCGCAAACAGAAUAACCAAGAACUUAUUAUGUUAGAGUCUUCUGAUGAUGAUGAACCAUUGCAUUCUGUAAGAAAGAGGGUGCGACUUCAAAAGAAAAGUAAUCUUGUACCCGUUAAAAAAAGACGGUUACAACAAACUAACAGAAAAGCUUUAACUUGCAAUAUUUGUGAAAAAUAUUGUUACACAGUACAGAACUACAACCACCACGUAAGCCUCCACUCAAAACAUGAAGUAAAAAAAUGCAUUAAAUGCUCAAAAAUAUUCAGAAGCAAAGCAAAAUUGAAUGAACAUGUUGCAACUGAACACUCAUCAUCACGGCUCACAGAGACAUUAAAAAUACUUUUAGAGAAACGCAAGACUGGUGGCUCAUUAACCGAAGAUUUACCUACGUCAGUCAAAUUCCAACGUACACUUGUGAAAGCAAAGACAGAUAUUACCACAACUAGUGCCAAAAUAACCGUGGUUGACCAUAAAUUAUCAGUGCAAAAAUUUUUCGAAAACUUUGUUCCGGAAGAAAGCAAAGAGGCUCAAACUGAAAGUACAGCAACCAUUAAGCUGGUAACAGGCUAUGCAAGAGAGCCUACUGUUAAAAUGACCAAAUUUAAAAAUACCCCCAGCAGCACCUCUCAACGGUUAGCAAUGCCUGUUAAAUUUGUGGACCACUAUCCAGAUAAGACCAAAGUCAGUAUAAAAAUUGUGGAAGCUCCAUGUGAAAUGGAUGACGCUGCAGAACACUAUUCUGAUCACUGCGAUGACAAUGGUGAUAUGGACAGACACGAGGCUAUUCCAGAAGUUGCUGAAGAAGUUAUGUUAGAAAACACAGAAGAAAGUCCGAGACAGAAACAAAAUGAGGUAGCUCAUAAAAUAGUAAUACCUAAACUGCCAACGGAAUUGACGGACAUAAGAAUUGCACACUUAUUGCCAGCAGCUCCUUAUUACAAAAUCGUAAAGGUUAAAGACGUCUUAGCUCAAAAUGAUCCACAAAAUAUGAUAGACACAAAACCUCCUACUUCUAUCAAAUUGUCAGACGGCACUAAAUUAGUGACAACCAAUCCGUUAGCCCACUUGUUAGGCAAAAACCAGGAGGAAGUGUUAAAAUCAGUGAAAAAUAAAUAUUACAAAUCAAAGAAUCAAAAUUUUCAAGCGUUACUGUCUAAAGCUCUCACUAGGUUGGAAAAGCCGACGUACAGAAAGAAAAGAGAAGUAAGAAACAUAGAAGUUGAAUCAGAUGAGAAUUAG